UUGAUUAUGUAUUAAAAAGGUUGAAAAAUCAUGUACGAAAAUGGCUAAUGGUUUAUAGCUGGCUUUAUAUUUAUAUAAUUAUAAAUUAUAUGCAGUUGGAGUGGAGUGAGAUAUUGACUGACUCAGAAUGAGAUGAGUUUUUGCUUUAUUAACCAUUUGUUCUCUGAGAGAGCCGUUGAUAUUUUUCCGUAGCUUGUGAUACAUUGAUUCCCUAUGUUGAUGAUUUUUCAGAAUCUUUUUCAGACUAUUUAUGCUCUUAUGCUGCAUCAUCUUCUUUUUCUUUUUAAUACUAUUUGGACUUUUAAAUAGUGUGAGUACAAAAAUAGCAUGGGCAUUGUGAGCUGUUCCCGGUUCACUGAAGAAACGGCCAGAGGAAGCAUUUCAUGAGCUUCUGCAUUUGACUGUGGCUGGAGAACUAGAAAUUGUUAGCCAUGAAGGAAGUUGACAAAAAGAGAACUCCAAAUAAUAACAGGACAAAACGCUCUGCGAAAACUGAAAAGAAAGACCCUAAACUUAACCAAGGCAAUCCUGGAAAAACUUUGAAUGGGAAAGAAGCUCAAUCUAAAACACCUAAUGCUAAGCAACACUCCAGAACUUCAGUAAGUGAAUCGAACAGGGGAACGGAGUCCUCUGAAGUUUAUCAAAACAUGGUGGUACAUUAUGUGGACGAUGUCAACAAAUCUGAAGAAGCAGUUAAAGGUCCAAAAGCUAUUGAAAUAAGUUCCAAAGAGAUAACGGAUGAAGUUAUGGAUGGUAACUCUACUGACUUGGAUAAAGAAUAUAAGCAGGGAAAGGAAGAGGUUUCAGAUUCUGAUACAACUAAGGAUUCAGCAUCAUCUCAAGGGGAUUCUCUGACAGCUGAGGAUGAGAAAAUUGAAGAAAUAGCUUCAAGUGUUCCUGAAAGUAAUUCAAAGAAGAAUUUCAAUGAGAUAUCUGAUCAACCCAAGGUACCCACCAACUCAAACGGGAAGCCAUCUAGUGAUAAGCUUGUUGCAGAAGUCAAUGGAUCUGAUACAUUGAAUGAGACUGUAAAUGGACCCAACUGUGUUGCUGAUGAUAAUGGCUCAGUUGGUGCUGAAGAAAAUAAUGAACGUGAGAAGGAAGCAGCUUUAGAGAAAAAGAUCGAAGCAAUGGAAAUGAGAAUUGAGAAACUUGAGGAAGAAUUACGAGAGGUUGCUGCUCUUGAAAUUUCUCUGUAUUCUGUAGUGCCAGAACAUGGGAGCUCAGCACAUAAGGUGCACACCCCAGCUCGUCGCCUUUCUCGACUAUACAUUCAUGCUUGCAAAUAUUGGACUCAAGACAAGCGAGCCACCAUUGCUAAAAACACAGUAUCUGGGUUGCUCUUAAUUGCAAAAUCAUGCGGUAACGAUGUAGCAAGGUUGACCUUCUGGCUAUCAAACACUGUUGUGCUAAGGGAGAUCAUUUCUCAAGCAUUUGGUGGUUCACGUCAUUCAAGUCCGGCGAUGCGAUUGGGUGAGUCAAAUGGGAACGGAAAAAGAAGUGAAUUGAAAUCUGCAACACUGAAAUGGAAGGCGAAUCCUGGUAGCAAACAGGCGAAUGGUUUUUUUCAAUUUGUUGAAGAUUGGCAGGAGACAGGAACCUUCACAGCUUCUCUAGAAAAGGUUGAAUCCUGGAUUUUCUCUCGGGUGGUUGAAUCAGUGUGGUGGCAGGCUUUGACUCCACAUAUGCAAUCUCCAAUCGAGAAUUUGUCCAAUAAUCAGACCACUGGAAGAUUGUUAGGACCAGCCUUGGGUGAUCAAAAGCAAGGCAACUUUUCCAUCGACCUAUGGAGAAAUGCUUUCCAGGAUGCGGCUCAACGACUGUGUCCUGUUCGAGCUGGGGGGCACGAGUGUGGUUGCUUGCCUGUGCUGACAAGAAUGGUUAUGGAACAAUGUAUUGCCAGACUAGAUGUGGCCAUGUUCAAUGCCAUCUUGCGUGAGUCAGCCCAUGAAAUUCCAACUGAUCCAGUUUCAGAUCCAAUUGUUGAUUCCAAGGUCUUACCUAUUCCAGCUGGAGAUUUAAGCUUCGGAUCUGGUGCACAGCUUAAAAAUUCGAUUGGCAAUUGGUCUAGAUGGCUUACUGAUAUGUUUGGCAUGGAUGCUGAUGAUGCGCCACAAGAAGAUGAUGAGCAUUGCAGUGAGGACGAUGACAAACAAAGUGGAGAUGGUGAAUCUAAAUCUUUCCUUCUUCUCAAUGCCUUGAGUGAUCUUUUGAUGCUUCCAAAAGACAUGCUUAUGGACCGAUCAAUCAGAAAAGAGGUGUGUCCCUCAAUUAGUCUUCCCUUGAUUACUCGGAUACUUUGUAACUUCACUCCAGACGAGUUCUGUCCAGAUCCCGUUCCUGGAACCGUAUUGGAGGCCCUAAAUGCUGAUACCAUUGUGGAGAGGAGAUUGUCAGGAGACAAUAUGAGAAGCUUCCCUUAUACAGUGGCGCCUGUCUUGUAUACAACUCCAUCGCCUUCUGAUGUUGCAGAAAAGUGUGAUGUAGCAGAUGCAGGAGGGAAAUCUGAAAUGGCAAGGAAUGUAUCCGUUAUACACAGAAAAGGAUAUACGAGCGAUGAGGAACUGGAGGAACUGGAGUCUCCUCUUACAUCGAUCAUCGACAAGUUGCCCGUGUCUCCAAGUGUAAGUACAAAUGGAAAUGGUAAUGGAAAACACAAGGAGAGUUCAGGCUUUGCUUGCACAAAUGAGAGGUAUGAACUUCUCAGCGAGGUCUGGUCUGUGUGAAUGUUGGAGAGAGUUAUGUAUUUUAAAUAUAUGAAUAUAUAUACUGAUGUUUGUAUCAGAAUCAGAAACGAACUGUUGAGAAUACAUAGAUAAAUUAAAGUUGUUUAUAUUGGAAAGUGAAUAGUCCUAUAUGAUCAUUCAUUACAAAGUCUUUCGGAGACUUAAUUAAAACGCGCUCAGGUCACGGCUUUCUUGUACAUGAUAUGAAUUUUUGUUAUCAUAAAAGCAUUUAAUGAGAGAUUACGUUUCACUCAGUAAA
Messenger RNA from Humulus lupulus (European hop), 2985 nucleotides. RefSeq lists its product as uncharacterized. The record is from RefSeq and is a predicted model, not a curated record. Lineage: Eukaryota; Viridiplantae; Streptophyta; Magnoliopsida; Rosales; Cannabaceae. The coding region runs from base 432 to 2726 and encodes 764 amino acids. The transcript is spliced from 9 exons. Gene Ontology annotation, cellular component: nuclear pore.